AGGGUUACCCCUAAAUCAAUCACGGAAAGCAGAAAUAGGAAUAAAGUAACAGAAAGCGCAAUGUGUGUCCGUAAUGAUGUAAAGAGCGGGCGUGGUUCGAAUUGUUGGAGCGUGGUUCGAAUUGAAUGGCGGAACAGGGAGAGGUGUGCGUGUCGCGAUCGUUGCAGAUAUGGAGAGGUUUGAUCAACUGGCUCUCUUUCCUUCUCCGAUUGUUCUGGCAGAUCCUGAGAGGCGCACCUUCCAUGGCGCGGGUUCUGUUGUCUUAUAUUGGUUUUAGGCAUCCUCUCCUUGCUUCCUCUUCUCCCUCUUUCAAGGUCCUUCCAGACGUCGAACUCUCCUCUUUACACGAUUCCUUGUCCCCUGCGCAUACGCACGUUGUUGCUUUUGGUGAUCAUCGCUUAGAUAAGCUCACGGUUGUUCUUGACUUGGACGAGACACUUGUAUGUGCCUAUGAAACAUCUAGCUUGCCUCCUCUAACUCGCACUCAGGCAACAGAUGCCGGAUUAAAGUGUUUUGAGUUAGAAUGUCUAUCUUCAGACAAGGAAUGUGAAGGAAAACCGAAGAUCAAUCAUGUGACAGUGUUUGAAAGACCUGGUUUACGGGAGUUCUUGAAACAGAUUGGUGAAUUUGCAGAUCUUGUUCUGUUCACCGCCGGCCUUGAAGGUUAUGCUAAACCACUUGUUGACAGGAUAGACAUGGAUAGUCAAUUCAAACUUCGUCUUUAUCGUCCUUCAACUGUUAGCACGGAACUCCGUGAACACAUCAAGGAUCUGUCUAGCUUGUCAAAAGAUCUCUGCAGAAUUGUGAUUGUUGGUAACAACCCCUAUAGUUUCUUGCUACAACCACUAAAUGGAAUACCGUGCAUUCCAUUCUCUGCUGGACAGCCAUGCGAUAAUCAGCUGUUAGAGGUCAUCCUUCCACUCCUUAAACACCUCUCCCUCCAGAAGGAUGUUAGGCCUGAACUUUAUGAGAGAUUCCACAUGCCUGAGUGGUUUCAAAUGCAUGGAAAUCCCUUGUGAGAGUACUAUUGUCAGAUACGGGAUGGUUGCCAUUCUGAAAGGCUCCCGAGUAUAUGUGUAGUUUAGAAACAUAUCACCACCAGAUGCUGUGAAUUCUUGUAGAGGCGUAGGUGUUGAUCACGGUAUUAAGUUUAUAUGGGGUCACCACAUUCAGGGGUCCCAUCAUAUCUAGUAAAUUAGAUGAUUUGCCCCAGGUUUGUGGAGAGUAGGCUUUAGAGAAUGACAUAGGAUUAAUUAAACCCAUCCCAGCUUCGAGUUUUCAUGUUCUCCUAUGACGUGUUUUAAUGUACUUGCUGCACUAAAACAUUAGAGCUAUUAUGAAAUUUACAUUUUAGCUAGAUUUUAUUA
This is a messenger RNA of Tripterygium wilfordii, 1367 nucleotides long. Its product is annotated as carboxy-terminal domain RNA polymerase II polypeptide A small phosphatase 1-like. The transcript has 6 exons. Lineage: Eukaryota; Viridiplantae; Streptophyta; Magnoliopsida; Celastrales; Celastraceae. The coding region runs from base 126 to 1019 and encodes 297 amino acids. Gene Ontology annotation, molecular function: phosphoprotein phosphatase activity. The record is from RefSeq and is a predicted model, not a curated record.